Messenger RNA from Mastomys coucha (southern multimammate mouse), 935 nucleotides. RefSeq names its product protein phosphatase 1A-like. Lineage: Eukaryota; Metazoa; Chordata; Mammalia; Rodentia; Muridae. Gene Ontology annotation, molecular function: magnesium ion binding; manganese ion binding; protein serine/threonine phosphatase activity. Gene Ontology annotation, biological process: negative regulation of canonical NF-kappaB signal transduction; protein dephosphorylation; positive regulation of canonical NF-kappaB signal transduction. The transcript is spliced from 2 exons. Gene Ontology annotation, cellular component: nucleus; cytosol. The record is from RefSeq and is a predicted model, not a curated record.
AGGAUCAAGUCAUAAUGGGAGCAUUUUUAGACAAGCCAAAGAUGGAAAAACAUAAUGCCCAGGGGCAGAAGAAUGGGUUGCGAUGUGGCCUAAGCAGCAUACAAGGCUGGCGAGUUGAAAUGGAGGAUGCACAUACAGCUAUGAUCGGUUUGUGGAGAAGACUUGAGACAUGGUCAUUCUUUGCUAUAUAUAAUGGGCAUACUGGUUUUCCAGUUGCCAAAUACUGCUGUGAGCACUUGUUAAAUCACAUCACCAAUAACCAGGAUUUUAAAGGGCCUGCAGGAGCACCCUCUGUGGAAAAUGUAAAGAAUGGAAUCAGAACAGGUUUUUUGGAGAAUGAUAAACAUAUGAGAGUUAUGUCGGAGAAGAAACAUGGUGCAGAUAGAAGUGGGUCAACAGCUGUGGGUGUCUUAAUUUCUCCCCAACAUACUUAUUUCAUUAACUAUAGAGACUCGAGAGGUUUACUUCAUAGGAAUAUAAAAGUUCACUUCUUCACACAAGACCACAAACCAAGUAAUCUGCUGGAAAAAGAAUGAAUUCAGAAUGUAGGGGGCUUGGUGAUGAUUCAGUGUGUCAAUGGCUCUCUGGCUGAAUGGAGGGCCCUUGGGGAUUUUGAUUACAAAUGUGUCAAUGGAAAAGGUCCCACAGAGCAGCUUGUCUCACCAGAGCCUGAAGUCCAUGAUAUUGAAAGGUCUGAAGAAAACAUCCCCAGCCUCCCACCAGGGGGUGAAUUGGCAAGCAAGCGGAAUGUAAUUGAAGCCAUUUACAAUAGACUGAACCCUUACAAAAAUGAUGACACUGAUUCUGCAUCAACUGAUGAUAUGUGGUAAAGCUGCUCAUCCAGCCCUGGAUUCACCUUCGCCUCCAAAGGAGAAACCAGCUCAUCCUUGCCGAACCUUUACCAUCCAUCAUCGACUUUAAGGAAGGGGUCUGAC